Molecule: messenger RNA, 285 nt
Organism: Iphiclides podalirius (scarce swallowtail)
Lineage: Eukaryota; Metazoa; Arthropoda; Insecta; Lepidoptera; Papilionidae
Source: the annotation of a GenBank genome assembly
AUGGCUGGUGGUAAAGCGGGUAAAGAUUCUGGCAAAGCCAAGGCGAAAGCGGUAUCCAGAUCAGCAAGAGCAGGGUUGCAGUUCCCAGUGGGAAGAAUACAUAGACAUCUUAAAAAUAGGACGACAAGCCACGGUCGUGUUGGUGCUACAGCAGCGGUAUAUUCAGCAGCUAUUCUGGAAUAUCUUACCGCCGAGGUGUUGGAGUGGUCCUGGAGCACCUGUUUAACUGAAGCAUCAUCAAGAUCAACAUUGCAUUUGAACCUGGAUAAGUUUUUCAGCAUUGUA